This is a messenger RNA of Gigantopelta aegis, 1209 nucleotides long. Its product is annotated as neuronal acetylcholine receptor subunit beta-3-like. Gene Ontology annotation, cellular component: membrane. The transcript has a single exon. The record is from RefSeq and is a predicted model, not a curated record. Lineage: Eukaryota; Metazoa; Mollusca; Gastropoda; Neomphalida; Peltospiridae. Bases 1 to 1209 code for a protein of 402 amino acids. Gene Ontology annotation, molecular function: transmembrane signaling receptor activity; extracellular ligand-gated monoatomic ion channel activity. Gene Ontology annotation, biological process: monoatomic ion transmembrane transport.
AUGAAUAUUCCACUUCAAAUUGUUUGUUUGCUUGUUCUGAACAUCUCCAGUAACAAAUGUCAGCAAAGAUCACAUAUGCAAGAGCUGUAUCGCGACAUGGAGAUGAAAAGUAACCCUAGAAUCAGACCUGUGCAGCAGCAAACAACCACCACCAAUGUCUAUCUGAAAUAUUUUCUUUCGUCCAUAAACGGGUACACGGAGUCAUCCCAGACAUUGAGGAUCUCCGGUUACUUGGAACUACACUGGAAAGAUGAAUUCCUGACGUGGAAUGCCAGCCUUUAUGGCGGAGCGAACCAUAUUAAACCAGAUUUGAAAACUAUUUGGAAACCCGCCAUUGCCAUCAAGAAUGCUGUGGACUACAAAGAGAUGUAUUCUUCGGAGUACAAUCUGAAUCUGUUUAGUAAUGGAAGUGUUCUGUGGUACCCUGGAGAGGACUUCGAAACGUAUUGCUCUAUGGACGUGACCAUGUACCCAUUUGAUACCCAGACGUGCAGCAUUGAAUUCUUUAUCACGUAUGAUACCAUCUACCAUGUAAGUUUGUAUCCUCGGUCUGACUCAGUCUCUCUGGAUGCAUUUAUGAAAAGUAGCGAAUGGGAGGUGGUGAACACUACAGUUAUCCGAGAAAUACGUCUGUAUUCAAACUUUGAAUUUUCCUUUGUGGUGGUGUCUAUGACGAUGGACAGAAAGCCAUCCAAUUUGAUUUUGAGAGUUUUAUUUCCCGUCUUUAUACUCGCUUUUCUGAACGUAUUAGUUUUUUUUGUCCCUGUGGAAUCUGGUCAGAAGAUAUAUUUUGCAAUAAACUGUUUCCUCACAUACACUGUUCUCCUGGGUUCCGUUACGCAGACGUUACCUAAGUCUUCGGGUACGACGUCCAUACUUGCUGCUUUUGUCGGAGCCAUGUUUGUCAUAAACGCCAUCUAUGUUUUCCUAGCGGUUAUGUCCCUUCGUUUAUUCCACCGAGACGCCAGCAUCCACCCUGUGUCUAUGUGGUGCAGACGUUUUGUUCUCUUUUUCCAAUGGCGUGAAAAAAUAAAAAUGAAUUUAGAUGCAAACUCAGAAAACUGUCAGCCAAUAGGUGUGACACCAUCAUUAAGAGAAGUCACGUGGGAAAAUGUCAGCAGGACAUUGGAUAACAUUUGUUUAUGUGUAUUCGUGUUUGGUUUGUUGACGACUGUGUUUGUACUGAUUGCAUUUGUAUACGUGAAAUAA